GUGGGCAUCCAAUCCUUCCAGCUUCAUAUCGAGGAUCCAGCAGGCAGUUGCACAGCAAGAUUGGAAGGACAGAAAAUCUCCGAAAGCUUUUGAUACUGUGAGCAGGUUCUUCUUUGAGUCCGACAAAACGUCUUGAACAUGGCCCAACUUUUCUUGUACAUGGCACUCGCUGCUACAUUCGUGCUUGUUUCAAGCAUCCCGCGUUGCACCGACGAUCCAAAUGGGACCAACUACAGGGGAGAGUUGGCCCAGACCAUCUCCGGUAAAGAAUGCCUAUCUUGGACCUCUCCGAACCCAAAGAUUAAAGCCCUGACACCCGCCAAAUACCCUAAUGCGGGCCUUGGAGAUCACAACUACUGCAGAAACCCCGACAAUGAAUUCACCGCCUGGUGUUACACCACCGAUCCUGAUACCCGAUGGGAGUAUUGUGCCGUUGGUGAUUUCAGCCAACAAUGCACGAGUCGAGAAUGCUACCACCUACACUCUGCCCGUGACUACCGAGGAGACGUCUCGACUACUAGGAGCGGUCGCGAGUGCCAAAACUGGACCUCCCAGUCGCCCCAUCGUCACAGCAUCACGCUACAAAACAACCCUAGCUCUGGCCUCGGUAACCACAACCUCUGCCGCAACGCCGGCAGCUUUGUAGCUUUCGCCUGGUGCUACACAACCGACCCCAGUGUCCGUUGGGAGUUCUGCAACAUCGGAUUGCCCGAAGGGGGUUGCUAAAUGGCGUUUCAUUGUCUCCCUAAAAUGAGCGGAGGGGGAGGGGGUGUUUCUUGAAUCUUGUCAUGUUUGGUCAUCGUAAUUUUGCUCAUUCUAUCAUCUUUGGAAACAAGGGUGACUUUGUAGGCCGUAUGGUGGCUGACUUACUGCUAUGAUUAUAACUUCCUAUAUAGGUUUCACUGUCUGUCAUUAAUUCUUAAUGGAAUACAUACAAAGGUUAAGGGGCAAAGUCAUUAUUGUUCAAAC
Messenger RNA from Strongylocentrotus purpuratus (purple sea urchin), 969 nucleotides. RefSeq names its product plasminogen. The record is from RefSeq and is a predicted model, not a curated record. The transcript is spliced from 4 exons. The coding region runs from base 139 to 726 and encodes 195 amino acids. Lineage: Eukaryota; Metazoa; Echinodermata; Echinoidea; Camarodonta; Strongylocentrotidae. Gene Ontology annotation, molecular function: signaling receptor binding; endopeptidase activity.